AUGCAGCAGGUGAGGGAUGCUUCAGAAGAGGCAGAAGGUUUUUGCAAGGAUUUACAAGGUGAUGAUGGUUGGAACCACGUCUACGGCUCCAAAGAAGAUGACAUACGGGUUUGGUACAAGCCUGAAGCAGACUCCCCAAUCCAUGCGCUUCGUGUUGCAGCUACGAUUGAUGCCCCCCUGGAAUAUCUCCUCGUCAUGGUGAACGAGAUCACUCUGUUCCCCAGUUGGCUCCCGUUCAUCAGUGACAGUGAGCUCUUGUCAAAACCGUCCAAGUGUGAGCGAGUCUGUUGGUGGAAAAUCAAGUCCCCCCUUCCAGCAAUUUUUUCUCACCGUGAUUCCUGCGUGUACGGACGGGCGAUAGAUGGCCUCGAUGAAGAUGGGUGUGUGCUGCUUCUGAUUCGCAGUCUCGAAGAAAUGGAGGGAGUUACAUUCCCAGAGGUGAAGCCGAAAACAGUUCGCAUCGACAUCAAGUAUGCAGCGGUGAAAUUGAUUCCAAUCAACAACAACAAGACAAAGGUAGUUGCAGCUGGCAGUGUCGACCCUAAGAUCCACAAGCUCCCGUCAUGGCUGAUUAACUGGGUAGCCACCAAGGUUUGCUACAUGGGUGUCAUUCUGUGGGGAAGGAAUGCACGCCGAGUGGCUGAAGGAAAGAAAGAUUGUCCGCAUAGACAACGUAUGCGGGAAGAUGCCGAAUUCUAUGCUUGGAUGUCAGCGCGAGUUCACUCUUUCAACGAAAGAAAUGGUCAUUGA
Messenger RNA from Guillardia theta CCMP2712, 750 nucleotides. RefSeq lists its product as hypothetical. Bases 1 to 750 code for a protein of 249 amino acids. The transcript has a single exon. NCBI's taxonomy places the organism in Eukaryota, Cryptophyceae, Pyrenomonadales, Geminigeraceae. Gene Ontology annotation, molecular function: lipid binding. The record is from RefSeq and is a predicted model, not a curated record.